Messenger RNA from Neoarius graeffei (lesser salmon catfish), 7230 nucleotides. RefSeq names its product ubiquitin specific peptidase 32 (gene usp32). Gene Ontology annotation, biological process: protein deubiquitination. The record is from RefSeq and is a predicted model, not a curated record. Gene Ontology annotation, cellular component: Golgi apparatus. NCBI's taxonomy places the organism in Eukaryota, Metazoa, Chordata, Actinopteri, Siluriformes, Ariidae. The coding region runs from base 153 to 4997 and encodes 1614 amino acids. The transcript has 34 exons. Gene Ontology annotation, molecular function: cysteine-type deubiquitinase activity; calcium ion binding.
GCGCGUCACACAUUCACAACACAGAAGUGUAGUUUGGAGGCGCUGGAGCUGAGCGGAGUCCCGCGGCGGAGGCGCUACUCGGGGAGAGCGGGGCAGCACGCAGCGACCGACAGACCGACCGACAGACUCCUCACUGAAAUGAGGGCAGCAACAUGGGGGCCAAAGAGUCGCGGAUAGGCUUCCUUUCCUACGACGAGGCUGUGAGGAGAGUGACUGAUGUGGAGCUCAAGCGGCUAAAAGAUGCCUUUAAGAGAACCAGUGGCCUGUCCGCCUACAUGACCCAACAGUGCUUCUACAAAGAGGUGUUGGGAGAUGGCGUUCCACCAAAGGUUGCAGAGGUGAUCUACAACUCAUUUGGAGGCACGCCAAAAGGGCUACACUUCAACAACCUCAUUGUCGGCCUGGUGCUGUUGACGAGAGGACGCGAUGAGGAAAAAGCCAAAUAUAUCUUCAGCCUGUUCGCCAGUGACUCGGGCAGCUACGUGGUGCGAGAGGAAGUAGAGAGCAGGCUCCAUGCUGUGGAUGGGGAAGUCCCACCCUCUCUAAGGAAGUGCUUCUUAGAGGGUGAGAAGGUGAAUUAUGAAAAGUUUAAGAAUUGGCUUCUACAAAACAAAGAGGCGUUCACUUUCUCCCGCUGGCUGCUCUCUGGCGGAGUGUGUGUCACCCUGACUGACGACAGCGACACACCCACCUUCUACCAGACACUGGCUGGAGUCACACACUUAGAAGAAUCAGACAUUAUUGAUUUGGAAAAGCGCUACUGGCUUCUGAAAGCUCAAUCAAGGACCGGCCGCUUUGACUUAGAAACCUUUGUUCCUCUGGUGUCGCCCCCGAUUCAUGCAUCACUAAGUGAAGGCUUGUUUCAUGCCUUUGAUGAAAAUCGGGACAAUCACAUUGACUUUAAGGAAAUAUCGUGUGGUCUCUCUGCAUGCUGUCGAGGACCUGUGGCUGAGAGGCAGAAAUUUUGUUUCAAAGUGUUUGACGUAGAUCGGGAUGGAGUUCUGUCUCGAGAUGAAAUGCACAAGAUGGUGGUGGCCUUACUGGAAGUGUGGAAGGAUAACCGCACUGAUACUCUCCCAGAACUGGAAUCCAAUGUUUCUGAUAUUGUUGAAGAAAUCCUUACGAUACAUGACACUACAAAACAGGGACACCUAACACUAGAGGACUAUCAGAUAUGGAGUGUGAAGAGCGCCCUAGCAAGCGAGUUCCUCAACCUACUCUUUCAGGUAUGUCACAUCGUCCUGGGCCUCCGGCCUGCUACGCCCCAGGAAGAAGGCCAAAUCAUCAGAGGGUGGCUGGAACGAGAGAGCAGACAUGGACUGCAGCCAGGCCAGAACUGGUUCCUCAUCUCCAUGCAGUGGUGGAAACUGUGGAAAGACUAUGUUAAAUAUGAUAAUAAAUCCAUUGUGGUGGAGCAGCCGGGUGUGCUGGGCAGUGGCAGGAGGACUCCUCAGUCUGCUGAACCAGCCCUGAGCAAGACUGGAACGGUGGCACGAUCUCUUAGCUCUCCAGGAGAAAAGUCCCCACAAAGCAACUGGGAGGUUUCAGAGAGCUCCCCGAACAAUCAGCUGCCGCAUGUGAGCUCAUCAGCCACGGACAUCUGCUUUGCUCGGCAGCAUAAUAUUUUGGAUAACAAUAACCAGUGUUUCUCUACCGCCAAUGGCCACCUACCCAACCACCUGGCUGCACAGAGACCAGGUGCCAUCGACAACCAGCCCUUAGUCACCACUGAGCCCAUGAAGGUACCGACGUUAACCAUGGAGGGAGGUCGUUUGAAGAAACCUCUCAACCUGAUGGCUGGUCAGGAUUUUGAGACCGUACCAGAGCCGGUGUGGCGAGCUCUCUACCACUGGUACGGUGCCAACCUUAGCCUGCCCAGACCGGUGAUCAAGUCAGUGAUCACAGACCAGCCAGAAUUGGAGCUCUUCCCUCGUUAUUUGCUCUUCCUACGACAGCAGCCAGCCACACGCACUCCCCAGUCCAACAUCUGGGUUAACAUGGGUAUGAGCAGCCUGCGAAUGUUCCCUCCACAGUUUCCUCGAGGUAACAUGCCAUCUCCGAAUGCCCCACUAAAGCGUGUGCUGGCGUACACUGGUUGUUUCAGCAGGAUGAGCACUAUUAAGGACAUCCAUGAGUACCUGUCACAGAGGUUACGCAUCAAAGAAGAAGACAUGCGCCUCUGGCUUUACAACAGCGAGAAUUACCUCACACUCCUUGAUGAUGAAGAUCACACUUUAGAGAGUUUGAAAAUAGACGAUGAGCAGCACUUGGUGAUUGAGGUUCGAAACAAAGACAUGAGCUGGCCAGAGGAAAUGUCCUUCAUCGCUAACAGCAGCAAAAUAGACAGACACAAAGUUCCUACAGAGAAAGGUGCGACAGGUCUGAGUAACCUGGGAAAUACAUGCUUUAUGAAUUCUAGUAUUCAGUGUGUGAGCAACACCAAACCGCUCACUGACUACUUCAUCUCAGGGAGACACCUCUAUGAGCUGAACAGAACCAAUCCCAUAGGAAUGCGAGGCCAUAUGGCCAAAUGCUAUGGAGAUUUAGUGCAGGAACUCUGGAGUGGAACGCAAAAAAAUGUUGCCCCGCUAAAGCUCAGGUGGACGAUAGCAAAGUAUGCGCCAAGAUUCAACGGCUUCCAGCAGCAGGACUCUCAAGAGCUCCUGGCAUUCUUGUUGGAUGGUCUCCAUGAGGACCUGAAUCGGGUCCAUGAGAAGCCCUACGUGGAGCUGAAGGACAGCAAUGGACGGCCAGAUGCGGAAGUGGCCACCGAGGCCUGGGACAACCACUUGAGAAGAAACCGUUCGAUUGUGGUGGACCUGUUCCAUGGCCAGCUCAAGUCCCAAGUCAAGUGCAAAACAUGUGGCCACAUCAGCGCUCGCUUUGACCCUUUUAACUUCCUGUCCCUGCCUCUUCCAAUGGACAGCUACAUGCACUUGGAGAUCACAGUCAUUCAACUGGACGGUUCCACCCCAGUGCGCUACGGUCUCCGUUUGAACAUGGACGAAAAGUAUACAGGCCUAAAGAAGCUGCUGAGUGAACUGUGCGGUCUAAAGCCAGAGCAGAUCCUCCUGGCUGAAGUCCAUUCCUCGAACAUUAAGAACUUUCCUCAAGACAACCAGAAAGUGCGGCUGUCUGUAAAUGGCUUCCUGUGUGCGUUUGAGAUUCCUGUGCCUGGUUCUCCCACCUCUGUAACUUCUCCAGCACCAAUAGGUAAUACACUGAUAGGCAAUGGCAUCACUCGGAACGGCCAUGCUGAGAAGCCUGGCCCCAUUCCGAAUGGCACAGCUGGCACACCCAUUCAAAGUGGAUCUGAGAGGAGCCUGGCUAAUGGCAUUCCAAGCACAGUGGUGCCUUCUGGCUCGGAAAAGAGCCUUGCCAACGGCAUCCCCAAUGGCCAUGCCACUCCAGUUCAGGACAGCCCUUUCAUCGGCUAUAUCAUUGCCAUGCACAGAAAGAUGAUGCGGACAGAGCUAUACUUCCUGUCCUCUCAGAAGAACCGGCCGAGUUUGUUUGGCAUGCCUCUCAUUGUGCCCUGCACAGUGCACACCAGUAAGAAGGAUCUCUACGAUGCUGUGUGGAUUCAGGUGUCUCGUCUCGCCAGCCCUCUGCCCCCUCAGGAGGCCAGUAACCAUGCCCAAGACUGUGAUGACAGUCUGGGUUACCAGUACCCUUUCACCUUGCGGGCAGUGCAAAAGGAUGGCAAUUCGUGUGCCUGGUGUCCGUGGUACAGGUUCUGCAGAGGUUGUACAGUGGAAUGUAAUGAGGACAGAGCAUCCCUAGGAAAUGCCUACAUUGCUGUGGACUGGGACCCCACAGCCCUGCACCUCCGUUAUCAAACUUCCCAAGAAAGGAUAGUGGAGGAGCACACGAGUGUGGAACUAAGUCGGCGUGCCCAGGCCGAGCCCAUCAGUCUGGACAGCUGUCUGAAGGCCUUCACCAGUGAAGAGGAGCUGGGUGAAGAUGAGCUCUACUAUUGCUCCAAGUGCAAAACCCACUGUCUGGCCACCAAGAAGUUGGACCUCUGGAGGCUGCCUCCCAUACUGAUUGUUCAUCUGAAACGCUUCCAGUUUGUGAAUGGCCGCUGGAUUAAGUCCCAGAAGAUAGUGAAGUUCCCACGUCAAAGCUUCAACCCCAGUGCGUUUUUGGCUCCACGUGAUGCUCAGGGCCCAUGGAGCCUACAGAGCCAGAGCGAGUGUCCAGUAGAGGAGCUUCAGAAACUCGACAAUGGAGAUUCCUCAGCGUCUUCCAUUUCCACCACUACUGUGGUCAGCCUUCCUGUAUCUAGCAGAGGCACCCCGAAUUCGAGUAGAAGGGUAAGCAGCCCGCUGAGCAGAAACAACAGCCCCAGUAACAGCCCUAAGAGCACAGGCCGAAGACAGGGACGUCUGCGUCUGCCUCAGCUCGGCAGUAGGCACCGGCUCUCCAACAGCAAAGAGAAUCUGGACAGCAGCAGCGGCUGUAAGGAGAGUGGCCCAGAGCCAGAGCCCAGCAUGGUAACAGAGGCGGAGCUUCAGGUGGCAGGAGCUACUCCAGAGCCCAACACACAGGACUCUUCCUGGACAUUGGUUCCCUCCAGUACAGACUGUGAUGUCAUCAUGGUGAACGGGCUGAGCCAGGACCACAGCCAAAUCAACGGGCACGCAGACGCCAGCACCGAGCUAGACAGCACCUCUCGCCAGAAGGAUGAAGUCUGUCUUGAGCCAGUGUACAAUUUAUAUGCAAUCUCGUGCCAUUCAGGAAUCAUGGGAGGGGGCCACUAUGUGACCUAUGCUAAAAACCCCAAUGAUAAAUGGUACUGCUACAAUGACAGUAGCUGCAAGGAAGUUCACUCAGAAGAGAUCGACACUGAUUCAGCGUACAUUCUCUUUUACGAACAGCAAGGAGUGAACUACUCUCAGUUUCUGCCUAUGACUGACGGCAAAAAAAUGGCAGACACUACGAGCAUGGACGAAGACUUUGAGUCAGACUACAAGAAGUACUGUGUGCUUCAGUGAACCCAUGCUCUUCCACAAAUUAAAAGCACUUAAUUAGUUCAUCAGUAUCCUGCCCAAGUGCAAUGGAAACCGUGAAGCUUCACAGCUGAAACCGAGGAGCUGCAGUUGCUGAAGCACAAAGAUCGGCUCCAGACUGUGGAAUCUCAACCUCUGCUGCUGCCCCCUGUUUUAGCCAUCAAAUGGCUGAAAGAGUUUGAGAGAAAAUAAACAAGAGAGAAUUGUGUAGCUUGUGAAUAUUGCCAACUGAACAAAAUGGGUCCUGGACCAAAAAGAAAUUUCUUUGACAUUUUUGUAAUUAACAGGAUUCAGUCCAAAUCUGCAGCAUCUCGUACCUAAUGGGAAAUUAUGUUUAUGUAUUUACCUUUCCAUAAGGUUUUCUUUAGGAGAAGGAGUGCUGUGUGUGUGUGUGUGUCUCUCUCUCUCUCUCUCUCUCUCUCUCUCUCUCUCUCUCUCUCUCGUAUAUCUUCCAUAAACUUGUGUUUUGUAUUUUUAUAUUGAUAGGAUCGAAUCAAUAAGAAGAAGAGCUUUUUUUUUUUUUUGGCCAAACACAUUAAAUCAGUCCCAACUCUAUCCGUCAGUUCUACUGGACAGGUUUCUAUUGGGUAAGUGCAAUGUUCGGUUCUGUAAUGCAAGUCGACACAGACUUGACCUUUUUGUUCCUUAGCACACAUUAUACACUACCUCCCUUUAUUGUAGUUUAUUGGCUGAUUCUUGAUGGAAAGACUGUAAGACAGUAUUACACUUUACACGGCUUGCUAAAAUGUGCCUGUAAAGUUUUUUCCUAUUAGAUAAAGAAAUCUGGUUCUUUAAAAAAAUCUGCCAGAACUGCAUUCCAGUGAGUAGAAACCCACCCCAGCUAUAUUUGAUUUUAUAUUUAAAGCUCAAGUUUGUGUUCAGAUAUUGUGCCAGUGUUUUUUUUUUUUCUCUGUGUUUUCCCCUUUAUUUCCCCCAAAAAGCCAGUAUAUCUCUCUGAGGAAAGUUUUAAGUUCACAACGUUUUAUUUUUCUGCGAUUUAUUUAUUUUAAUACCAUGGAUCUGUUCAUGGUCCAAAAAUGAGCUUGUCUGUCAACAGUCUGCUCCUCCUCGUAACACUUUCCCACCACCACGAGCAUUUCACAACUCCAUUACAGUCUCUUGAAUGUACUUUCUGUUGUCACUUUAUUUUUAUUUUUUUUUCCUCAUUAAAAUAAAUCUUUGUUCGUGGUCGAGUAAAUGGUAGCCAAACGCAUACAUCUGAUCAGUUUGCUCUCAUAGGAGAGGUUCACAUUAUCAAGCCAAAGUCUUUAACAAGUGGUAUGUCGUCGUGUAAAAAGCACACCUUUGUGGCUUCUCUGAAAGAACGCCUGAACCUCAUGACAGCCUUGUGCUAAAAAGAAGCGGCGUCCAUGUGACCUGCUUAAAGUUCUGUGUCUUACUGCCAGGAUAGUAGCAACUCUUCAUUAGAGAGCCAUUGAAACACUGUGAAUGGAUACGAUACAGUGAGUAAUCCCUUUUCCUUUCAUGGCUUCUAAACAAUUAAACAAAGCUCUCUUUAGGAAUGCAUUGGGUCCUUCAUUGGGAAAGAGCUACGUGUUGUUCUGUACCAUUUUGCUGCUCUACUUUUCCUUAUUAUUGAUAUUUAUGUACUUGUGUCAUCAAGGAAAGGUUGUCUGAAAUGAGAAAUUAUUAUUUAUUGGCCAUUUGAUGUCAUUCAACACCCGAAUAGUUCAAGUAAUGUUUGAACUGCAAGUCACAUUUCUUCAGUAACGGCCAUCGAGGAAAAUAUCUGGUUUUGAUUAAAACUACAUCAUUUCUCUCCAUUUCAAACGUACAUGUACUUGGAGUUGAGUGUCUUGCUCAUUUUAGUUGAAUUGGAAAUCUUCCUCUCCGAGCUUAUUGGGGCUGCGAAUACACACAUCACUUUUAAAGAUUUUUGGGGUUUGAUACAGGUAUAAUUUAUUAAUACUCCAAGAAACAUGAUUGAUUUGAUUGGAAAGUAGUGCAAUCAACUACUGAUCUCUUGAUUUUUGUUAAUCAUCAGAUAUGUAUUAAUUUGAUGAGCUUUAUUUUGUACAGUGUUUAAAGAGUACAAUGACAUUGCACUGACAUCAAAUGUACAGAUGUUUUGUAAAUAUGGCUAUAAAAAAAGAUGUAUUUGAAAAUGAACUGUAAAAAUGUAGUUGUAUAUGGAGUGAUACUGUUGAUCUGUAACAAUUAUUUGAGCAACCGAUUAAAUUCAGCCAAUGCAACUGAA